AUGUCUCCUCUAAUUUGUUUUUUGAAUUUUAGUGUGUUUUUAUUGCAGUUGUCAUAUCGUUUAUCAUACACUCGUCCAAAAUACAUACAUAUUACUUAUUUUUAAUUUUUAUACAAUGUUCAUUAAAUAUUUCAUUUUUUAAUUUCAAUUAUUUAUUUUGAUUACUUUUCUUUCUCGAAAAAUAAGACAUAACCGAAAAAUCCGACACGUCGCAAAGCAGGGCUGCGUUUUUCGACUUCAGCAAUCGAUAUGACAAUUCGACGAUGACUUAUCUCCUCGAAAAUAUUCAGUAUCCACCUCGACUAGACUACCAGACCACUCAGAGAUUAUUCGCGCGACACCUCUCUGUGGAUGAUUCACGGUGACUCAGCCGCAAAGCCACUCCACUCUAGUUGAAAUACGUUCCCGAAUCUUUCGAAAUUAUCAGUCUUUAGUCUGCUGAGCUUUAUUCAAACGGUCUUUCCCGGGUCCCAGUUUUGUUGACGGACUCAUAGUUUUUCGGAAAUUUCUAAAAUUUUUAGUUAUGUACAAAAUAGUGUUAUUAUUCGUCUUGUGCACGACGGUUUUGGGUCUCCACGUGGAUCGCACCCUCGAGCCGGGGACCCACGGCCGUGACGUCGUGGAGACGGUUGUGUACCGGAUACACCGAAGUCGUGUCUUCCCCGACGACAGAGAUUUUUUGCGCCGCGUGGCCUACACCGAGAGUAGGUUCGGCGACGAUCCGCAAACAUACCGCAGCGGAUACCACGGAGGUGUCUGGCAAUUCGAUCGACUCAAGAAGACGAAAUACGACGACGCCAAUGACGCCACAAGCCCGUACCUCAGAAGUAUCCAUGCAUCGAUCAAGGAUAAGAUGGGCAUCGAUUGGAUGCAGGUGAAGGAGGAAGACUUGCUGAAGCCGCUCUACUCUGGCCUCGCCGCUCGCAUCGACAUCGACCUGACGUGCCGAUCUCGUGGUCAGAUACCUGACGAUAUCAAAGGCCAGGACAAAUUCUGGAAGGAUUGGUACCACACGCAGCAAGGCAAGUACGGAGAUUUCGAGAUGCGAGCGAAGGAACUGCUCGAGAGGGACAUGAGCACAGCCGGUGGGAAGAUAGACUUGAUGUUGGUCGUUGACGGCAGCGCUAGUAUAACCAAACCCAAAUUCCAGUCAGCCCUCGAUUCAUUAGCACGCCUGGUCAACGUCUUCGACCUUCAGGAGGCGAACGUCGGUAUGGUCACUUACUCGACUACUGUUACCAGCGUCAUCUCUCUUCUGCACAAUUUGACAAUGGAAGGAUUGCAGGACGCCAUUAACAGCACGAGGUAUCCAGGACAGCAAACGAACACUUACGCCGGGAUGAUGGAAGCUAUCAGCCAAUUCGGAACACUACCAAAUGACCGGAAAGAAAAUGGGAUUCCACGACUAAUGGUUGUCCUCACCGAUGGACUUCAUAAUCAGGGGGAUCUGAAACCGGUGGUUGCGGCUAAGCUGGCUGCCAUGUCAGGAAUUACAACCUGCGCCUUCGGGAUAGGCGAUUCGAUCAAAGUCAGCGAGCUUCGCGACAUCGCGAACGAGGACCCGGACUACAUCUACACGGUGCAGGAUUACGACACGCUGAGGGAGCAGAUCGCCCGGAUGGCGCGGCGGGCCAAGACGGUGCCGCAGACGCCCAAAAUGGGCUCCGAGACGAGCGAGACGAUGAAGCAGGUCGGCGAGAAGAGGUACUACCGAUUCGUCGUACCGGAGAACGGGACGACCAUCAUAUUGAUCAACGAGAGGGGCGAGAUCCGGGGAUACUGGACUUACACCUCCGUCGAACAGCCGUCCAGCGCCUUCUACGACGGGGUCAUAAACGCCGGCGAGACGUUCAUCCCGCCCCCUCCGGCACGACAGGUGCGACAACGACGGGACGUGAGCCAGGAUGCACCCACGAAUGACGUCAUGAUCGCACUGGAGAGUUUCAAAGUCGAUAGUAAGGCCAACGUGAAGAUCGUCCAAGGAGAUGCCAGGAAAUCCGCCGCCACUAAAAUUGACGUCACGUGCUUCAUGCUCGUCGCGGCUUUUAGUUUCGCGGUCCUAGCGAUUCACUGAUUAGACAGUAACGUUUUCGUACUAUACUUGGACGUAUUUCUGCUAAACGGAACUAUGCGCCAUAGGGGGAGGAAGGUAGAGGGGGGCUUGGAUU
Molecule: messenger RNA, 2168 nt
Organism: Bemisia tabaci
Lineage: Eukaryota; Metazoa; Arthropoda; Insecta; Hemiptera; Aleyrodidae
Product: collagen alpha-1(XII) chain
Source: RefSeq, a predicted model, not a curated record